CACAGGUCAUUAAGUAGAGAUACGAAAAGAAAAAAGAGAGUAAUUAAGUAGAGAUUCAGCGAUUAGUGAUAAGUGUACAGAGAGAAUUAUUAAGAUGUCCUCAUCAUCUAUAGUUUCUUUCAUGCUACUUUUUCUCCUCCUUGUGUUUUUGCUUGAUAUGGAUGAAGCUCUUGGUGCUGAUCAGAUUGAAAUCCGCAAACUCAAGGAGACGAUGAUAAUGAGGAGGAACUUGGAAGGCAAUAGCCUCAGAAGCUUCAAAAUAGAUACUUCACCAAGCGCAUCCAAACAUUGCGGGGGAGGUAGAAGUUUUAAGAAAGUGGCGACCACUGAGCGUCAUGAUAAUGAUCAGUUCAGUCCAAUUCCACGAGGUGACUCGUCCUCUCUCUGUAUAAGGUGCGUUACAACCAAACGAUGUGUAGGGGUCGUAGGCGCGCCACCCUCGACGUACACGUGCACUACCAUCUCGACACACUGUGAAAACAUACCUGGACACUGAUCAGAUAUAUGUAUAUGCCAACACACAUUUAUAUAAAACGUAGAAAUAUAUAAAAAGCUCCCUAUAAAAGUAACCCAUGUU
Molecule: messenger RNA, 577 nt
Organism: Capsella rubella
Lineage: Eukaryota; Viridiplantae; Streptophyta; Magnoliopsida; Brassicales; Brassicaceae
Exons: 2
Coding region: 95-496 (133 amino acids)
Source: RefSeq, a predicted model, not a curated record